Messenger RNA from Phytophthora sojae, 561 nucleotides. RefSeq lists its product as hypothetical. The transcript has a single exon. The record is from RefSeq and is a predicted model, not a curated record. NCBI's taxonomy places the organism in Eukaryota, Oomycota, Peronosporomycetes, Peronosporales, Peronosporaceae. The annotation marks the transcript as partial.
AUGCCAGCUCAAGACCCGACUUCUGGAGCGAAGGGCUUUGGAAUGCCCACCCCGACCGGUGGGUCGGCUACAGGGUGGGCACCACCAAGCAAGGAAGGUGGAAUGCCGCACCAGGGGUUCCCAGGCAAGGGAGCCCCGGGACAAGGCUGGCCAAAACAACCAUCGGGAUCAGCUACCGGGUGGGCACCACCAAGCAAGGAAGGUGGAAUGCCGCACCAGGGGUUCCCAGGCAAGGGAGCCCCGGGACAAGGCUGGCCAAAACAACCAUCGGGAUCAGCUACCGGGUGGGCACCACCAAGCAAGGAAGGUGGAAUGCCGCACCAGGGGUUCCCAGGCAAGGGAGCCCCGGGACAAGGCUGGCCAAAACAACCAUCGGGAUCAGCUACCGGGUGGGGGUCCCCAAGCAAGGGAGCCCCGGGACGAGGCUGGCCGCAGCAACCUUCAGGGUCAAGUGCAGACUGGGGCAAGGGAACUCCGGGACAAGGCUGGCCAAAACAACCAUCGGGAUCAGCUACCGGGUGGGGGUUCCCAAGCAAGGGAGCUCCGGGACAAGGCUGGCCG